ACAAGCAAUUGACACCGAACCCACUAGAAGGAACUGCGGCAGGCCCCGUGAAUGAAGGUUUUUUUUGGAAUAGGAGCCCUUGAUCAUGGACCCAGAACAUACUUGCUUUGAGUUUGGUGUUUUUCCUAUCGUCUUGCGUUUUCCACUUGAUUACUUCUUAAAUUCCCCAAAGAUGAGAUUUACCUGUGAAAUGUUUCAUCCCAACAUCAACCCUGACGGGAGGGUCUACAUCUCCAUCCUGCAAGCCUGAGUCGACCCCCUAGGGUAAGAGAGCAGCUCCGAGAUGCGGAGCCCUGUGCAAAGCCUGGAGAAGAUCCUGCUGUUGGUGGUGAGGGUGCUUUCAGAGCCCAAGGACAAGUGCAGCACCCAUGUACACGCUUCCAAAAUGUGGUGGGAGGACCCAGAGCAGUUUUAUAAGGUGGCCAAGCCGAUGGUACAGAAGCCUCUGGUGCUCCGAGCCCGACGGGACACGCGUGCACACAGCCAGGGCGCUCGCGGGCGUGCAGACGCCACCACCAAACAGGCUUCGUGUUUCUCCUCCGGGACAUCUGUGACAGUGACACUGUGUUAG
This is a messenger RNA of Loxodonta africana (African savanna elephant), 571 nucleotides long. RefSeq names its product ubiquitin-conjugating enzyme E2 G2-like. Gene Ontology annotation, cellular component: endoplasmic reticulum; cytosol. Lineage: Eukaryota; Metazoa; Chordata; Mammalia; Proboscidea; Elephantidae. The transcript has a single exon. The record is from RefSeq and is a predicted model, not a curated record.